This is a messenger RNA of Babesia ovata, 672 nucleotides long. Its product is annotated as RNA recognition motif-containing protein. The record is from RefSeq and is a predicted model, not a curated record. NCBI's taxonomy places the organism in Eukaryota, Apicomplexa, Aconoidasida, Piroplasmida, Babesiidae. The coding region runs from base 1 to 672 and encodes 223 amino acids. The transcript has a single exon. Gene Ontology annotation, molecular function: RNA binding.
AUGGAAGGAGACAAAGCGCCGGGAUAUUCCCUGAUUCUGCGGAAUCUUAGGUACACCACGACCACGAAUAUCGUGAGGGAGGCCUUCGAACGCUUCGGGAAAAUCCGCGAUGUGUACCUUCCACUGGAUUUCGUCACCAAACGGCCGAGGGGCUUCGGAUUCGUCGAGUUCAGCCGCGAGGCGGACGCGAUGGAAGCGGUGAAGGUCAUGGAUAACACCGAUCUGGACGGCAACGUCAUCACCUGUUGCAUGGCGCAGGACAGGCGCAAAUCGCCGAAUUCCAUGCGACGAGCCUACAGCCACGUCAGGCCCGGAAGGAGACACGAUUUUUCGCCGCCCAAUGCACGCAGCGGCCACCGCCAGUACUACUACUCGGGGAUGCGGUCGCGCAGCAGGAGCCCUGGCGCGCGCUACUCCCGAAGGUCACCCAGCUACGACCGCAGCUACCCUCCCAUGCGAGACGAGCAUUCGUACUACUACAGGCGAGAUCACGAUCGCUCGCCUCAGCGGUACCAGCGCCACUACGCCCCUCACAACAGGGAGCACCGGGAUCACAGGCCGGAGUACCUGGAACGCGACUCCAGGCGGUACCCCGCCCGGCCUCAGAACGUGGACUACCCGAGGCACGUUCACGAACGCAGAAGGUCGCCGCUGAGGGAUCUCGAGCCGUAA